Molecule: messenger RNA, 3693 nt
Organism: Trichomycterus rosablanca
Lineage: Eukaryota; Metazoa; Chordata; Actinopteri; Siluriformes; Trichomycteridae
Gene: kat2b
Product: K(lysine) acetyltransferase 2B
Exons: 18
Coding region: 135-2474 (779 amino acids)
Biological process (GO): positive regulation of transcription by RNA polymerase II; chromatin remodeling
Cellular component (GO): ATAC complex; nucleus
Molecular function (GO): protein binding; histone H3 acetyltransferase activity
Source: RefSeq, a predicted model, not a curated record
UGCAAUGUCAAACGAAACGGAGAGUAACCAGGGAUGAACGCCAUGUCUGAUCCCGCUGUUGAGGAGUAAAUAAAAGCCGAGGAGAGGAGACUCGAGGUAAGGUGAGGUGCAGAGCAGACCCGCUAGGCUCUUCAAUGCGCUUUAUCAACUCUGCUCCAGCCUCGGCCAUGGCGGACAAUCCAGCGGGGAAUGCGCACAGCUCUGCGGCUUCAAAAGCGCAGCUCCGCGCCUCACCGCGCCUCAAAAAACUCGAGAAACUCGCUGUCUACUCUUCCUGCAAGGCUGAGGAGGCUUGUAAGUGUAAUGGCUGGAAAAGCCAAAAUCCACCUCCAACUCCACCCUCUCCAACCCCACCUAGGGCGCACCAGGCAAACUCUGUUAAUCUACUUGAGCCUUGCAGGAGCUGCAGCCACCCGUUAGGAAAUCAUGUUACACAUCUGGAGAACAUAUCAGAAGAGGAGAUGAACAGGCUACUGGGUAUUGUGCUGGAUGUGGAGUACCUCUACACUUGCGUCCACAAAGAGGAGGACGCUGACACUAAGCAAGUUUACUUCUCCUUAUUCAAGUUGCUGAGGAAAUGCAUCCUACAAAUGGGGAGGCCAGUGGUGGAGGCAUCGGAGAGCCCACCAUUUGAGAAACCCAGCAUUGAGCAGGGGGUAAAUAACUUUGUGCAGUACAAGUUUAGCCAUCUCCCUUCCAAAGAGCGACAUACCAUUGUGGAGCUGGCUAAGAUGUUCCUUAACCAGAUCAACUACUGGCAGCUGGAGACACCAUCACAAAGAAAACAGCGGGUCCCUACUGAUGAUGGCUACAAAGUCAACUACACCAGGUGGCUAUGCUACUGUAACGUACCACAGUUCUGCGACAGUCUGCCGCGGUACGAGGCCACACAGAUUUUCGGCCGCACACUGCUGCGUUCUGUCUUCACCAUCAUGCGGAAACAACUGCUGGAGCAGGCCAGGCAGGAAAAAGAUAAACUUCCUCCAGAAAAACGAACACUCAUCCUCACACACUUCCCCAAGUUCCUGUCCAUGUUGGAGGAGGAGGUAUACAGUCCAAAUUCUCCAAUUUGGAGUGAAGACUUUAUGGUUAGCUUAACUGGCGGACAGAUCCCUAGAGUUAUCAGUGCACCUCAGGUCUCCAGGCCACUCUAUUUCACCAAUAAUCCUUCCCCUGUGGAGGCGACAGGAGGUGGUCAAAGUCCUGCACUUAAAACUGCAUCAGCUCUGGAAGCCAAUACAGGUGGCGAAAAACGGAAGGCCUUAGAACCUUUGUGUAAUGAAGACAGUAAGAAAGCACGGGUGAUUGGUGACAUUCCCAUGGAGCUGAUUAAUGAGGUCAUGUCCACUAUCUCAGACCCUGCAUCCAUGCUCGGUCCAGAGACAAGUCUUCUAUCAGCUCAUUCUGCACGAGAUGAGGCUGCACGAAUAGAGGAGCGGCGAGGAGUGAUUGAGUUCCAUGUCAUUGGUAACUCUCUAAACCAAAAACCCAACAAGAAGAUCCUGAUGUGGCUGGUUGGCCUUCAGAAUGUCUUUUCCCAUCAGCUACCCCGCAUGCCCAAAGAAUACAUCACACGCCUUGUUUUUGAUCCAAAGCACAAGACACUGUCUUUGAUUAAGGAUGGGCGUGUGAUUGGAGGAAUCUGCUUUAGGAUGUUUCCUUCUCAAGGCUUCACAGAGAUUGUUUUCUGUGCAGUAACCUCAAAUGAACAGGUUAAGGGUUAUGGAACUCACCUGAUGAAUCAUCUAAAAGAGUAUCACAUCAAACACGAGAUCCUCAACUUCCUGACAUAUGCUGAUGAGUAUGCUAUUGGCUACUUCAAAAAACAGGGAUUCUCUAAAGACAUUAAGGUACCCAAAUCCAAAUAUGUGGGCUAUAUAAAAGAUUAUGAAGGAGCCACGCUCAUGGGCUGUGAACUUAAUCCCAGCAUACCAUACACAGAGCUCUCUGUCAUCAUUAAGAAACAGAAAGAGAUCAUUAAGAAGCUGAUAGAGAGGAAGCAGGCACAUAUACGUAAGGUGUAUCCGGGUCUCUCCUGUUUUAAGGAGGGUGUUCGCCAGAUUCCCAUCGAAAGCAUUCCAGGCAUACGUGAAACAGGCUGGAAACCUUUGGCAAAAAGCAAAGAGGUGAAAGAUCCAGAUCAGCUGUACAGCACCUUAAAGAACAUUUUACAGCAAGUCAAGUCCCACCAGAAUGCAUGGCCUUUUAUGGAACCUGUAAAGAAGAAUGAAGCACCUGGUUAUUACCAAGUCAUUCGCUUUCCUAUGGACUUAAAGACCAUGAGUGAACGCCUGAAGAGUCGUUAUUACACCACAAAGAAGCUGUUCAUGGCAGAUAUGCAGCGGAUUUUUACUAACUGUCGAGAGUACAACCCUCCUGAAAGCGAGUACUACAAGUGCGCCAACCUGCUGGAAAAGUACUUCUAUGUUAAAAUCAAAGAGGCUGGUCUUAUAGACAAGUUUAAUUUAGUUUAAGUACCAGUCUCCUCUUUCUUUUCCUUUCUUGCACUUUAUUUUCUAUAGCACUUGUCAAAUAUUGAUGUUGCAAGGAAGGCAAUGCUCUUCCUAACACUUAUAUAUACAAACAGGGGCCAUAUGUGUGAAAGUGUAUAAAAGUGUAUACAUGUAUUUUUUUGAUUUAGCCCAAAUUUGGGGUUCUUCAAAAAGUUUCCACACUUUAUUACUCUAUUUAUUAAGAAAUUUCAAAAACAAACUACAUCACUUUUCUACAUAGUCACCUUCCAAUUCAUUUUCCCAGCGUCGUCCCAACUUUUCAAUGCCAUCAGCAAAAAAUGUUUUUGGUUGAACACGUAGCCACUGAUGCACCACUGCUUUCACAUCAUCAACACAUGAAAAUCUUCUUCCCCUUAAAGCUUCUUUGAGCGUCCUAAAAGGUGGAAAUCAGAUGGCGCUAAAUCUGGACUAACAGCUCUCUCAGUCUCUCAGACACGACCAAUUACUACUACUCCCGCCCUCACCGUCUCCAACAAAAAAUAUAAAACAGUGGAAACUUUUUGAAGACCCCUUGUACAUAUGGCCUUCUCGUCAGUGCCUAACCUCACAAAUGCUUGAGGUUGAGUUGAAUUUUUAUAAAUGUCAGUCUUUGGGUCAUUACUACACAUAUUUUGGUUCAUACAUAUCUUUUGUACAUAUGGCCCUUGGUUUCACAAUAUUGGUUGUAGCACAACAGUCACUGUCAAUCUACAGAGCUUCUGAUGUAUUAAAGAAAGAAUAAUGUGGGGGGUGUGAGUGUGAUCCUGUGUACAUAAUAUACCAACUUUUUUAAAUAGCUGUAUAUUUUCUAUGGUUGGUAGACUUUCGGGUCAAGUAGGCGCAUCUGCUUUAUACUUAUACAAGCAAUGAUACUAAAAAAGCCACAUAACUGUGCUUUUGUUUUUUUAUUUUAAAUUUGCAUUUAUUUCAUAUUUAAUAAACAAAAAUGUGACAUAGGUUCCUGGUAGAAAUACCAGGGUGUUGGUACAUGCUUUGGAAAGCAAUGAUUAAAAAGUCUUAAGACUUUUAUGACUGUGUUUGGUCAGUUAGCCAGAUGAUGGAAAGAUAACUUUGUGGUUCAUGGCAAGAUGUGCAAUAACUCAUAGAUUUGAUGUUUUGUAAAAUGUUUGUACUUUGAAAUAUUUACAUAGAGAUGUACUUUGUACUGUCAUAUUUUAUAGAAUUAUUAAAUCUUUAGACC